Paramuricea clavata is the source of this 12536-nucleotide messenger RNA. The record is from the annotation of a GenBank genome assembly. Lineage: Eukaryota; Metazoa; Cnidaria; Anthozoa; Malacalcyonacea; Plexauridae.
UAAUAUUAAAAUGUUUGCCAUCUUUAGUUCUUGCGCAUGCACAGACGCUUUUCCGCGGUGUUGCACCCCUGAGUCUAGCUGAGUGGGACUUUUGUUUAGAUUCCUAUUUGGUGCUUAAUUGUUAAUAUCAUGCACUUCUAGCCCGAGAGCUGCUCUUGCAUAAGUGGCAGAGUCUACUGAGUAUGUUUAUUUCUGAUUCUGUUUGCUGCAGGUAAAAAGUCAUAUUCUAUUCUUUUAUAGUAAUUAAUUAUUUAAAGUGUCUCAUCAGAAGCUCGACGUCCCUUACAGAUAUGAUGCAAUUUGCUGCAGGUAAUGCAAAUAAUAAUCAAUUAUUUAUACCCAAUAUACACUUCCCGAAUUUGCAUGAAAACACACGAAACUACAGUACGAAAUCAAAGCAGAUAAUCAGGGCUGUAGCUACACCCCCUCCCUCAAUAAUUGCGGGCAAUAUUUUUUAUGCAAACGUCAAGUUUAAUAAGAAAUUUAGGUAACUAUCGUGUCUGAAAUCCGCGAAGACUUAUAGCAUUGAAUAUAAGAUUUAGGAAAAUAGUGGUUUGUCGGAAUUGGUAAAACAUGGAUUGGAUAAGAAGGAAAAGAACUAAAAUAUUUGAGAAAAUGAUAAAUAUUAGCCAGGAAUUUUGGGAAAGAAAUAUUAAUUCGCGGGUUGAAAUAAUGUCGGGUUAUAUGUUAUAAAUUUUCAGGUAAAAUUAUUGCGGACAUGUAUAUAUUAUAUAGGUAUAUUUUUGUUGCUCGCCCCCAAACGAAGGAUGCUCGCAACGGCCCUGCAGACAUGUAAAGUAACAACAAAAUUUUAAAUAUUCUGUAAUGCCAUUUUCUUCAAAAAGCAAAAAGUCUCGUUUCCUUAGAUUGGUAUGACCGAAUUUUAAAUUUUUUUCCUCCCGACCGUAAAAGUGCAUAUUUCUUUGUGUACAAAUUUUUAUGGUACCUUACUGAACUCGUUUUGGAGAGAUUUUAUGUUCAUUGUGUUAUUUCUCGUUCGGUCAAGCUGUUUUUCGUUCUCUACAACAUCAGUGAUUUGACAUGCUCGUGCACAAAACUUUCUUGCUGUUGAUCAACUGCUUUAAGCGUAUUUACUCUUCUAUAUAAAACAAGUCCCAUGGGCAAGAUUUGAAGUAAAUAUUGUACACCGACAGUAAAUUUCCCGCUCGGUUUAAAUUUGACGGAAUUCGACGAACGUUGCCAUAGGCGUAUGAGCCGGGGGGGGGGAGGGGAGGGCACGUGCCGUAUCGCAUCUUUUAAAUUAUUAAAACCGUCCCAAAACAAAACACCAGAAUCCACUUUACAUUCAACUUACUUUCAUUUUUAAUACUCGAGGAUUGGGGAAAAGAUAGUUGGCACAUUAUCAUAUAUAAGCUCACUACAUGCAUAUAGGGGGAUUGAAACUGACAUAGUGAGCUUUGUUUAAAAUACGUUGUGUAAAAAUAAAUAAUAAUAACAAUAGACUGCGCUUGGUUCACACCAGGCCAUGGCCCGCUGUGUAAACACGGUUGAAGGCCUACCGGUAAAAUAUUCCUUAUAAUUUUGAAUAGGUCUUUGAAUAACGUCGCAAACAUGUCAAAACAAAAAGUAACCGAAUGGCGCAGACAACAGUGGGAUUUCCAAAAUAGUUAAGAGAGAAUAGAGCAUCCCAAUCACAGGAUUGUGGCCCUUGGUUAUUUAUUCACCUAACGUAAUAUAACAAGUUUCCUGGUUACAUUAACCAGACUAUAUUAACCAGACUAUUGUAGGAAGUGAGAUAUAAUAACUAAACCAGGAAAUGUAAAAGUGACGUAGCCAAGGGGCCCCAAAAAAAUCAGGGGGGGGCACUUCAAACAAGAUGAAAACUGAAAAGAAGGAAACAAAGUACGUGCUCUAUUUAGUAAGUUUGCCUUUAAAACCCUGCACGUACGACCAACUUGUUUGUUGUUAUUUUGAUAAUCAAAGAAGAAUGCCCCGAAUAAUGGUAAGUUAAUUUACCAAACUUUCCUUAGUUGCUGAAAAUGUUAAAAAGCUGAAAACACUUUCUAUAUGUUUCGAUUAAGAGACUACAAAUGAAGCCAACACGACGGGAAAUUUGAGAGUUCCAAACACAGAAAAAUUUGAGCAUAGAAAUUUAGCGCGGGUGUUUUAACCAAGAAAAAAGGAAAAAGCCCUCGGUUGGUGUUUUAACCAUGCAGUCUAACUUUGAAUUUUCCCAGGAAUAUUAAUUAAAGUGGCACUGUCAUCAAAAUUUUUAUUUUCUUAAACGAAAAUGCUCUUAAAACUGUAUAGUAACUUGUUUUGAAGAUUUUUGUUCCCAUGCUUAGUUCUUGAGAUAUUUCAUUUUGUUUGUAACCAUGUGACGUCAUUUACUCAAUUACAUAUAUAAUGAGGUAUCAGUAAUUAUGGUGUAUUUUUGUUAUUUCUUAUCAAAAUCUUUCGAAAGAUGCGGCACGUUUGUUAACUUAACCUACAUCAUUAAGUAUACUGUUUUUUUUUAAACAAAUCCAUCAAAAAUAGCAAAGUUACACAACAAUUACUGAUAUCUCAUUAUAUAUGUAAUUGAGUAAAUGACGUCACAUGGUUACAAACAAAGUUUUAAGAGCAUUUUCGUUUAAGAAAAUAAAAAUUCUGAUGACAGUGCCACUUUAAAUUAAAUUAUUUCUAGGUUAACAGAAAAAUUUUAACCAUGUGUUAUGUAAACGUCAAUUGUACUCGAAACCAUAAUCUGAUAAUCUUGCAUGCACAAAUUCUAUUGGGUAAAUUUCAUGACAACAAUUGUCUUUUUAUAGGAUUGGAUUUUAAUAGUCGAACGACUUCUUCCGAACUCAACACGUUUAUCGAUAAUCACCUUCAACCAACUACAGAAUUCAACAGGGAAAUGAAUGAAACAGUGGAUCAUAUAUGCAGUUUUUUUCGGGAUCACUUCAGGCCAAGCCGAAUAAUUAAGGUAUAGACGCACCUUAACGGAUAUUUCAGAUAUUACCAUUAUUAUUACCUCAAGGGUGUCAAGUUUUCACCAUUGUUACCUAGGUUAUGUAAUCAUCUGGGUUUGUAUGUGUGUAUGUUUGUAUGUGUGUAUGUGUGUUUGUCUGUCAGCACAAUUACUUCAAAAAUACCAAACAUAUUCAUACGAAAUUUUUUGAAUGCAUUUCCCAUCGGAAGAACUGAUUAAAAUUUGGUUGAAUUUGGUUAAAAAUUGAACGAGAAAUGAACAAAAUUUUGUCUUGCUUUUCCCGGUCAUUUAAAAAAAACUUACUGAAUGCGUAAUUAGACGUGUAUAAUUUAUGCACGCAGUAGGUAGCACAGUGUAUAUAUAAAGUGUACAAAUAAUGUAAUUAAUUAAUUAAUGGUAUCUUUUUAGGUUGUAUACAAUUGUAAUUCUAAAAUCGUGUGCUUUACAAAUAUAUUCUAAUUUCUUAAUAAUUUUAUAUACACGCUGGCAAUAUUUUAGGUAUGUUUUAUACGCCAAAUUUUGGUCGCGUCGAAUGCGACUAAGAUAAACCUCAUUAAGCUUCAGCCUUCAUUAUCUAUUAUCUUAGUUGCAUUUCACGCGACCGAAAUUCAAUGUCUAAAACAAGGCUAACGGAGUUACGCAUUAUUGCGUUCAGCAAAGUGCCAGUCCAUUCAAAUUCUAAUAAAUUAGAUUACUUCAAUACAGGGUGUAUAAAAAAAACGCAACCUAGCUCGGAAUUUCCCAAGAAAUCGACAUUGUUUUAAGGUAAUUCCGCAGUAAUUGUUCCCGAAAUGAGAAUGUGCUGAAACUUCCCAGGCAUGGAGUUUAUGAUAUACUUAAAAUAAAAUCAUACAAAAAAGUCGGGGUCACCGAACUCGUUAAUUAAGAAGAUAUGACAAUUACAAUAUACCACGUUUACCCCAAUAUGGCGCCAUCUUGACGCUCAUUACGAGUAACAGCAAAAUCAUCACAGCCCGAUAUUUAUUGACGUUUUUAGCGAGGAUUUUGCUUUAGUAAACCUAUCUUGUAAUUAUUUUUGAAAAAUAUUGUGUUUUGAGCAAAAUGAAACUACUAACGUGUACAAUUCUGAUCCACAAAUGUCUUUUCCACAUUUCUUUACAUAUCUUUCUUUGAGAACAUGCAUUGAUAACAGUUUUUUUUCAAGAUCCAGAAAUGAUUUUUCUUUUAAUUUCGGAUAUGAAAUGUAAAAUGCAUUAAGGAAAUAAAUUAUCAGUUAAAAAACGGGGGUCACCGAUCUUUUAGGGAAUGGUGGCAUUAAAACGUGAAAUACAAGUAAAUAAAUAUACUACAGACACAGAAACCUAUAGCUACACUUCUGUAUGCCUUUUUGAAAACAUUGAUUUUAACGUAAUUCUUUGCACGAAUGUGACCAAAGAUGUUUUGAAGUAACAUAAAAUUGUCAUAAAAUGAUUUUUGUUUAACGGUACGUAUAAUAUCCGUUUAGUGCCAACAUGAAAAAUAACGCAGCCUUUUAUUGUUUGAACCUUUUAUUAACCGUGCUGGUUUUCUAAAUAAAUUUAAGGACAUACACUAUGUAACAAUUUGACAAACCUACAUAUAAACUUAAACAACUAGUUCACACACAUACCUCACGUUGACGAAUAUUAAUUUACAGCGAUGUUAGUCCUUUGUCCUUAUCCAUGUCAAUAAUGAAUUACUUUAAAUAUAUUUGAUCGUUUAUCAGGCUUCAAAACUUAGUCUUAAACUGUUCACUUCGCCGAAUUCAGCGCAUAUAUCUUAUACAAAUUGAGCCCAACAUAAUCACAUUCCGACCCAAACAAUAUUAUGCAAAUGCUCCACAACCAACCAAUCAAUUCGGGCAAUUGGUCCCUACAGUACGUAUAAUGGAUGAAAUUAUAAGUUAUAAGAUGUGCGCAGUAAAAGUGCGCAAUGCAAAACUGCGGAAUUACCUUAAAGGACAAAAGAUUUUAGGUGCCUGGGAAUUUAAAAUAGAACAACUGUUAAAAUUACUGCAAGUUUUUAUUUUACAAGUACAGUACAACAACAGUAAUAUGAUCUAUUAGCAAUUCGAUUUCAAUUCGCGGGGGCCUAAAAUCUUUUAUGCUUAAGAAUUGCAAAAUGGAUUUCUUAGGAAAUUCCAAGGUUGCGUUUCACUUCCGAGUAUAGCGGGCGGAGGUAUGCAGUCUCUGAGUGCCCUCUACUUUUGUUUAUGAGUUUGUUUGUCUGCGUAACGAAACAUGAAAUUUGCUUCAAUUGCUAGUUGCAGAACAAAGUUUGUAGAAAUAUUUAGUGUAAUGUUUGCCUGGGGUUAAGUUACUGCCUAUUCUGCAUUUUCCAGUUUGUUCCUAAUGGCAGUAGUGCGGUAUUCUUAUAUACAGUUAAAUAGACAAAUGUCGAAAAAACUAACCCCUGUACAAAUAUUGAAAAUACAGGGGAGGGAGUAAUUGAAAUCAGGCAAACAGUAGGUCCACACAGACCGAACGCGAUUCGACAACGCGACGCGAAUUUUCAGUUUAUAAAAACAAAUAAAUGAAAACAAAUACUGAAAACCGUCAAGGGAUAAAAAAUUUUCAAGAUAUGCAGACAAAAUAGCUAAAAUUACUUAAGUGGUUCCGAAUAUUUGAAAAACAUAGAAAAAUAGUGAAGUUAAAUGUCAUUGAAAAUUGAAAAUUCGCGUCGCGUUGCUGAAUCGCGUCCGCUCUGUAUGGGCCUUUACUGUUGAGACCAUAUUUCGACGUGAUAUGCAAAUUACAAAGGAAGUAGAGUAAACCAUGUCCUUAAUUUCUGUCCAUGAAUAUAUACCUAUAACGUCAACUUACUGCACUGACUUCAUUUUAGGGAGGCUCACUGGGUAAAGGGACAGCCAUUAAAGGAAAUUGUGAUAUUGAUCUCGUUCUCGUCUUAAACGAAAUACAAGAUGCUGCCGAUCUCAAAAGAAAACUACCAGGAUUUCAAAGACAAAUUGUGGAAAAGUUGCAACAUGAAUCGAAAAGAUUUACUGUAAUAGGUUCAAUAUCAACAAAUAAUUUUCUUGUGAAAUUUUCAGUUGAAUUGAGACAUGGAAACAUAGAUGUUGACCUUUUACCAACAUUUCGUUUUACAGGUAAUCGAAAUACUAAAGAUUAACAAAACGGAUUUUUAUGUUUUGUACAAUGUGACUUGUCAAUAGUUACCUGAAUGUCAAGAGAUAGCUAAUUAAUUUCACGAUAAUAACCGCGUUAAGCCUGCCGCACACGAGAGCAACUUGCUGAGCCUCGAGUGGCAGCUAGCUCAGCUAUGUAUUUUCACCGACACGUUGGGAAAACUACUCAACAACAACAUAAUUAACAAAAUUAUUUCUAUUUUCCUCCAUUUUGUUCCAAGUCACAUGAAGAAACUAUGGUUUGUCAUUCGCUAAUUGAUUCAAACAGCUCAGCACUUAGGUUAUAGAUUCAUGUCUCGCUAUUUAUAAUGCUAACCCUAAUCCCCACCCUAACCCUAACCGCUAACCCUAUUAGCGAGACAUGAAUCUAUAUCCAGCACUUAGCUCACAAUAUCCGCAGACGCUGAGAUUUUUUCCUCGCGGGGCGAAAAAUAUCAAACACGAUAGAUAUUUUUAUCAAGGCCUCGAGAGGUCAAAUCCUCACGAAAACUAUCCAUGCACACGAGAGCUACUUGCUGAGCUAACCGCCUCGCGAGGUGAGCGCACCUGAUUUAAGGCCAUUUUCCAUUACAGUCGCUUUGCGCGCGCGGGUGAAGCACCGAUUUUAAGCACAUGAAAAAUCAGUCGCGCGGGCACGCCAAGAAAGUUGAAUGUAGUUCAACUUUCAUGGCGUGUCCGCGAGCAGUCAGGCGACAAAAAAUGCACAGGUUAGAAAACUAGACUGAGAAAGUUGAGUGAUGUUCGCUCCGCCCGCGCGGGCAAAGCCACUGCAAUGGAAAUCGGCCUUCAGGUGAGCUCUCUACAUUUUUGCAGACUGUAUAACUUUAACCUGGAAAGUGUUUUCGAAACUUGUCGCUUCGCGACUCGGGCAAGUUGUGAAACUUUGACUGACACGCGUAAAAUUAUACCUUAAUUUUACUUGGCCCCAUGCGAUUACCUAUACAAAUUGCACUCUACUCAGUUCAAUUACCAUUAAUCAUUAUAAAUUAUAAAAAUAAUUGAAGAAUUAUUAGAACCAAAAGUAAAUUCUGGAAUUUUCUAAGUUUAUCACAUUGCCACCACCCAAUUAAUCCUCUAUUCGGAGCUCAUUUCUUGACGUUCGAGGACACCAUGCAACCAACCGGCUUUUUUGUUCACUGUUUACAGAUCUCAGAGGUCUUUACCGUAAAAUGAAAAGUGACAGAGAAUACGAACAAUAUUACAGUGCAGCAUUAGCGGAGCAGCAAGUAUGAAAUAUGUUAUGUUUUAUAUAAUAAUCAGGGUCCAUUCUGUAUUUUCUUUGGUCGAGAUAUAUGACAAAAAAUCAAAACGAAUUUAUAUUUAAGCUUUUCGACUUUCUUUGUCAUGUGAAAGUGUGAAACAAAGAGUGAAACAGGUAACACUCCGAUCUGGGCUACUUGAUUGUUACCAUACGUAUCUAUAAUUGAACAAUGACAAAAUGUUUUAUUUAUUUAUUCGUUAUAUACAGUGUGUAUAAAAAACGUAUGGCCUUUAAAUCAAGCAUAACGCCGUAUUCCAUUGAAUUCAUCUGACAAGUUACAUGCAAUUACUUCGAACAAGUUAGCGGCCCGUAAAACAAAAGACUUUCUAGUUUUGUUCGUGGAAACACCACGUAAAUUUAUUACUGCAAAGCUUUCGAUCCGUAUGCCCGGAUCUUCAUCAGUGCUAAUAAUAUCAUAGAUUAAGUAAGAAGUGGGUACAAAGUGCCGGUUGUACUAGCCAGGAUGGCGUGAUUGAUGACGAAUCGCUUGUAAAAACGCGGACAAAUACUUGCUUGAGUUACACUUCUGCUGUACCUUCUUAUUCUGUGACUUCACUACGUUUGAAAUGACGUGGUUGAUGUGCCGUUUAAUUAAAAUUCAAAUGACGCGAGCCAACAGAUCACGACACUUUUGUAUAUAAAAAGGGCGCGUGAAUUGAACAAGUCACAUAUUAUUAGCACUGAUGAAGAUCCGGGCAUACGGAUCGAAAGCUUUGCAGUAAUAAAUUUACGUGGUGUUUCCACGAAUAAAACUAUUAUAUGUUUUUAAUCGCCAUGCAAACGUACAAAGAACUUAAAAGACUUUCUAUACUUAAAGAUGAUGUCCACCCCUGUGCACAUGCGCAAAUUUUGUUUACGUUUUGAACUGCUAUAUUUCUAAAAUAUGAUAUACUAACUGAAUAUCUAAUACUUUUCUGGUUCGCUAUACUUGUAAAUGAAUAUAAACUAUACGUUUCAAUUCAAAAAAGUUCGAAAGAUGCAAAAUUUGGACAAUGUUUAUAUCUGUUAUGAGCAGAACUGAUGAGAAGAACGGGGUGGACAUCAUGUUUAAGGACAUGUAUGAACAACUCAAUGGAAUACGUUCUUUGUAUGUUUGCAUGGCGAUAAAACAUAUAAUAGUUUUGUUUGUGGAAACACCACGUAAAUUUAUUACUGCAAAGCUUUCGAUCCGUAAGCCCGGAUCUUCAUCAGUGCUAACACAGAGUAGAUAAGACAUACAGAGACGUAACUGACCGUUGUAAACACUGCGGAAGAUUACGUUAUCAUGUACCCACUUUUUUUCAGGCGACCGGGCGAAAAAUGAUCAACUGCGCGUGCUCAGCAAGUUUAAAGUGAGUCGUCAUCAGGUCGUCAUCCAAUCAGAUGCAUGCAUUUAGCUGCCUCGUCCCUCGUCGCUUCAGUUGGGAUAGAGAUCAGUGGAAAAACAAUGGGAGCGCGGUGCUUAAUGGGAAUGCGAUAGAAUCUGAAAUCAGCGCUGCUCAAAUUACGCGACCGCGCGUACAAAUGAGAGCCUGUGGAAGAGUCAGUGCAUUUAGUAACUUGCCGAGCGUGCGCACAAAAAAAGUGAGUACACUAGUUACGUCUCUGUAUGUCUCUACUCUGUCACAGAAUAGGAAGUUAUACCAGAAGCGUAACUCUAGUCGUUUCCCUUAUUGUUUGACGUCCACAAAAAUUUUUAACUCGCUCACGUCAGGCCACGCCAUCCUGGCUAGUACAGCCGGAAGUUUUUAUCAGGAUUUGGUAGGUACAAAGUGCCGGUUGUACUAGCCAGGAUGGCGUGAUUGAUGACGAAUCGCUUGUAAAAACGCGGACAAAUAUUUGCUCGAGUUACGCUUCUGGUAUAACUUCCUAUUCUGUGCUAAUAAUAUGUGACUUGUUUAAUUCACACGCUCUUUUUAUAUACAAAAGUGUCGUGAUCUGUUGGCUCGCGUCAUUUGAAAAUUUAAUUAAACGGCACAUCAACCACGUCAUUUCAAACGUAGUGAAGUGAUUCCAAUUAACGCGCGCACAUCCAAGACAAGAGAAAUUAAUUUUGCACAUUAAAGAGAGCACGCCACGUACUAUUUAGUGGCUUUCCCUCCUGAUCUAUUGUAUUGUGCUUCUCGAUUUCAAUUGACUCUCUCAUUUUGCGAGAGAACUUAUGACUAUCAAUCGCCAAAAUGGUUGCUUCGUCCCAUUUUAUACGAUGGUCGUAAGUCCAAGUAUGUUUAGCCACAGCAGAGUAUCUUGCUCGGCUUUCUCGCAAUUCGUCUUGUGUUCCUUAAGACGUACUGAGAGAUUUCGACCAGUUUCACCAAUGUAAACCAGACCACAUUCACAAGGAAUUCGGUACACACCAGGUUUAGAGCCAACAGAUCACGACACUUUUGUAUAUAAAAAGGGCGUGUGAAUUAAACAAGUCACAUAUUAUUAGCACUGAUGAAGAUCCGGGCUUACGGAUCGAAAGCUUUGCAGUAAUAAAUUUUCAAUGGAAUACCCUGUACAGUACAAGCAGUUAUAAUUAAAAUGAAGAUAUAAUUGUCUGUUUUGUAAAUAAGACCUGUUUUCGUCACGUAUAUCAUUAACUCAAAGCAGUUGAGAACAAUCAAAUCACUUAUAAUUAUCGUUAAUUUCAAUUUGAAAGGCUAUACUUUUUUGAUACACACUGUAUACUUUAUCACUUUAAAUUUGUUUUUUAAUAUCUGCAAUCUAUAUCUGUUAAUCAGUCUUAGCAGCUCAGGUGGGGUCCCCUUAGUCCAACGUUACACCAUUUUGACUAUUAUUAUCAAGAUGACUAUUCUUUACUGUAAUCUUGGAAACCGUAUGUUUUGUGGCAUUUCGAGGAAAAAGUUAUUUCGCUGACCUCAGAAUGACAUUUCGUCAAAAAACUUUUUUUCAAAAUUGGUUUAGAAACGAAACUUGGAGGGGUUAGGGCAAGGAUUAGGGUUAGAGUUGGUGUUUAAGGGUUAGUGUUAUUAAAACCGUUGCUUUGUUACGUUUUGUCACUCUGAUCGAGGCCAGCGAAAUAACCUCUUCUUUCGACUGCUUGUUCUUCAACUGCGAACUCAACCGACACAAAUUGCCUUUUCCUCGAUCGCUGGUGAUUUUAGAUUUUUCACUGUUAUAGGUUGAGUUCGUGAGGGCUUGUCCAGCCAAUGUGAAGAAUUUAAUUCGCUUGGUCAAGUACUGGAAGAAACAAAAUGUUACAUCCGUGUACAAACGAGAAAUCCCAAAUUCUUAUGUAAUUGAAUUAAUUACAAUCCACCUUUGCGAAGGAAGCUCAGGGUGGUUCGGAACAUAUGAUACAUUAAAGGCCUUCCACAGCGUCAUGGAAGCAUUGGAAAACUACAGAUCUCUGAAUGUUAUUUGGAGGAAAACAAAUUAUUCUAGAGAUGACAUACCAAAGCAAAUCCAACAGGAAAGGUACGAAUGACGAGAUUUUUGUCCCAAAUUUUGUAAUUUAACUAAUGUCAAACAUGUUCCUGUAGUGUUUAUAAAAAUACAGAAAGAAUGAAGUGUUAAUUUUGUAUUGUACUGUCACUUAUAUGUUGACACAGGUCCGCGCGAUAGCUAUCAAAGAAAAUGAAGUUCGUUAUCCGAGAGCAUUCUGACACUUUAACCACCAGGCCUGUAAAUGUUAGUCAAACUUUAUUAACAAUGCUUCAGUUUUAUUAGAGAGUCUUCGUCAGAGAUAUGAAAAAAUUAAUCGUCCUUUCACACAAAUUUUGCUACUGCAGAAAAUAACGAAAAUAUUUUGUCUCAAGAUGGCCUUUGAACUCGAUCAGAAUUCGAGGCUUAUGAUAGCCUACACGUUCUCAACAGCAAAGGCCGAAGAGUUAAGCCCCGUACAGACGAACAAGUUUGCCUUGACAAAUUCUAUUUGUUUGUGUGUACGCCACAAAUUGACAAGUUUUAUCUUGACAAGUUUUAUUUUAACAAGGAGCCUUGUUCAAAAACUGGUCAUGCAAGCUUUUCAGAAAGGGUAAUUGUUCGUGUAUAUAAUAUACGGCCGUCAUUAAGGAAAACUUGGCGUUGCCAUUAAAAUAUUUUGAAAUUAAUUCGCUUUUGAAGUGUGGUAUUAUUUACGUAUACUUAAAUAGCCGGGACUCAUGGUAAAUCUUGUUAAGGUAAGAAACGUAUUCGUAAACUCGUCAAAAGAGUUGUCGAGGAAAACUUGUUCGUCUACACGAGCCAUUAGGUUUUAUUGACGAACAAAAAUCUGAAGGCUCGGAAAAAACCUCUUGAAAUACAGAAGUGAACUAAUGGACCAUUUGCAUUAUAGACUAAAUUUUGAUCUAGGCAAAAAUUCAUCACAGCUUGAAAGAGCAUCACAAAAUUAGUAAUAUUCCAAAGUUUCGUUGCAAAAUGUUGUAAAAUGCGGAUAAUAUAGUCUUGUGAAGUUUGCCGUUUUUUCAGUCAUUUUGUAUUACGCACGGGAAAUUGACAGCCCAAUACCCUUUGGGGCAUCAAUUUCCCGUUUGUAAUUUAAAAUGACUGAAAAUUGCAAAUUUCGCAAGGCUAUAUUAUCCGCAUUUUACAACAUUUUGCAACGAAACUUUGGAAUAUUACUAAUUUUGUGAUGCUCUUUCAAGCUGUGUAAAAUUUUUGUCUAGAUCAAAAUUUAGUCUAUAAUGCAAAUGGUCCAUUAACAAAACUUAACUUGCACGAGUUUUCAUGCACAAGAAAGUUACCCAACCUGAGUAAAUACCCACACUUGACCUAUACAGUUGCAGGCUUGAUGCAACGGUAUCCUGUCAUUUUAACAUACUGAAUAAACUUGGAUACCUGAAUUAACCCGUUAUUUUAAAUUUAUAGACCGUUGGUAAUGGAUCCUGCAAAUCCAAUGAACAAUGUGUGCAGCAUAUUUGAGUGGGAGAAAACUGCAAACGCCGCAAGGAGAGUGUUGGGUAGUCCGAUGAUGCGUUGAGGUACCUCCUAACUAGUUGGACUGAAUAAGGGGAUUGAAACCCGCCAUUUGAUUAAUUUUCAAGAACAGAUUUUAUCAAGCAACUCACGAAUUGUGGAGAGUUAAUUUGUUUCGUAAUAUAUUAUUUAUCUUUCUUUUGAACAAGUCUUAAGUUGUACUGCUGUAUAAUUAGUACGUUCACCCCACGUAAAGCACUCCAAUGACACUGAACGCUGCAAGUGUAUGUGAUGUUAGGACACGUGAAAAUGCAUGAUUUAAAUAACGUAUAUAGUAAUCUCAAGAAAAUGUAAUUCGUCUGAAUACAAUUUAU